Molecule: messenger RNA, 859 nt
Organism: Musca domestica (house fly)
Lineage: Eukaryota; Metazoa; Arthropoda; Insecta; Diptera; Muscidae
Exons: 4
Coding region: 88-768 (226 amino acids)
Source: RefSeq, a predicted model, not a curated record
GUAGCAUUUUCAGUCAGUUGAUUUUUUGCUGCUGUGCUCUAAGUUUGUUAAGAAUUUUGCAUUCCUGAACGCUUUGCUGCUAUCAUUAUGUCGCGUUCUACAUUUGCCGUCGUGAUUGGUGUCGUGAGUGCAGUCUGGCAUUUCAUGGUUGCCGCAUUAUUGUUUAUCAUUGGCAAUGUUUUCGAUGAAGUUGUUGAGGAAGAGAAUGCCUCGGAGGUGAAGGAUGCAACCGUAGAUCCUGAGAAAUAUGCUGCCAUGAAGGAAAUGAUUAGUGAUUAUGUUAUGGGCUUCUUGUUCCUUGGUAUCCUUGCCUGUAUUUUUGAAAUUAUUGUUUCUAUCCUGUUGGUUGUUGGGGUCAAGAAGCAACGCCCUCACCUAGUUGCCCCCUGGGUUUAUGUAACAGUUAUUGCUCUGGUCCUGCAAAUGGUGAACAUUUUCGUUGAUGCCGACGAUAGCAAAGAUAAAACUGAAUUUUUGGAAAUCAUUUCUUGCGUAUUCUAUGCUGCCAUCUGGUAUCCCAUCUAUCGUCUCUACAAGAAAAUGGUUAGGGAACAAAAGACUGUCAUGCCCCAUACCGUCAGCAGUCCUGUGAAUCCCCAUUAUGUUCCUUAUGUUAUGUCCGUAUCGGAUUCCAAGACAGUUCCUCUAUCAGAUUUUUCUCACAGCGCUAAAUAUGUUCAUGCCGAAGCUAAAGUUGAGACCGUUGUUCCAGCCCAAACAAUGUAUCCUGAAAUGCCCGCCGCUCCCGUUUAUCCCACCAAAGUUUAAGCCGAUUUGUUUCGUUUGGAAUUGGGCAUAUUGUUUCAAGACAAAAUGAUAAAAUAAAAAUAAUAAAAAUGUGGGCAGAUUAAAAAAAUUA